Molecule: messenger RNA, 2140 nt
Organism: Amborella trichopoda
Lineage: Eukaryota; Viridiplantae; Streptophyta; Magnoliopsida; Amborellales; Amborellaceae
Product: putative magnesium transporter NIPA4
Biological process (GO): magnesium ion transport
Cellular component (GO): membrane
Molecular function (GO): magnesium ion transmembrane transporter activity
Source: RefSeq, a predicted model, not a curated record
CUUAUCUCCCCAUUUUCCAUUUAUCCCAACAUUUUCUUUCUUCUUCAACACUUACCGACUUCUCUGAAGCCUGGAGAACCUAGAGAGAGAGAGAGAGAGAGGAGAGAUAAAUUUUAACUUUUUAUCCCUUCCCUUCCCUUCUGUCUCUGUCUUAACGAAUCAAUCCUGCUGCACUCACUCACGAAGCAUACGACGCAAUCAUAAUGACAUCUCUCUAUUUCUCCGAUCAACACCUUCUUCUUGUCUGAAACUCCACAUUUACUCGUCCUUUCCUUCUUUUUGUUAUUAAACCCACUGCUCUCUUAUUAUUCCCUCCAUCAUUAGAGAGAGAGAGAGAAGAGACAGAAUAUAGAGAGACAGCUACUGCAGAGAGGAGAGAGAGAGAGUUUGUCAUUUUCAAGAUCUGCAUUUGUGUCAUUAUGCAUGUUAUAUGAAUCGAGUUUUCAUGGAGGAGCGAACGCAUGGAUAGGAGGUUAGAGGCUCUGUGCAUGUAAGUGGAUCUGGUUUUUUGCUGGAUCUCUCAGCGUUUGGAUUCAUGGGUUUUGGUGUCUCUGGUUUCGAAUCGAGGUUUAAUUCAUACCUUGAGAAGAGUUGGAGUUUAAUGGUGGCUUUGAAUCGGAGUUCUACUGGUGGUUUGGAAUUGAAGUUUUAGUGGUGGUUUUGGUUUGGGGCUUUUUUAGAUUUGGAUGGCGACAGUUUCAGAAGGUUGGCCCUCUUACAAGGGCAUGUCUUCUGACAAUGUCAAGGGUUUGGUCCUUGCGUUGUCCUCGAGUUGUUUUAUUGGUGCGAGUUUUAUUGUGAAAAAGAAGGGGUUGAAGAAAGCAGGAGCUUCGGGAAUUCGAGCAGGAGUUGGUGGCUACUCUUAUCUAUAUGAACCACUUUGGUGGGCAGGCAUGAUCACAAUGAUCGUUGGAGAAAUUGCCAACUUUGCAGCAUAUGCAUUUGCUCCAGCAAUUCUCGUCACUCCUUUGGGUGCACUCAGCAUAAUUAUCAGCGCUGCACUUGCACACAUUAUUUUACGUGAGAGGUUGCAUAUAUUUGGGAUUCUUGGCUGUGUUCUAUGUGUUGUGGGUUCAACAACCAUUGUCCUACAUGCUCCUCAAGAACGGGAGAUUGAAUCUGUGAAGGAAGUAUGGGAUCUUGCCACUGAGCCAGCUUUUCUUCUCUAUGCGGCUUUAGUUAUGGCAGCUGUUUUUGUUCUUAUAUUCCAUUUUAUCCCACUUUAUGGGCAGACUCAUAUAAUGGUGUAUAUUGGGGUUUGUUCGCUUGUAGGAUCUCUCUCGGUCAUGAGUGUUAAAGCUCUCGGAAUUGCUCUGAAGUUGACAUUUUCUGGAAUGAAUCAGCUAAUAUAUCCUCAAACGUGGGCUUUUACUCUAGUUGUAAUCAUGUGUGUGGUGACUCAGAUGAACUAUUUAAAUAAGGCCCUGGACACAUUCAAUACAGCUGUUGUAUCACCUAUAUAUUAUGUGAUGUUUACAUCUCUAACCAUUUUGGCUAGUAUCAUCAUGUUUAAGGACUGGGAUCGGCAAAGUCCAACCCAAAUAGUGACUGAGAUGUGUGGGUUUGUGACAAUCCUCUCAGGAACAUUUCUGCUCCACAAAACAAAGGACUUGAGUGAUGGUAACUUUGCAUGUUUAUCGCAAUCAUUAUCAAUGCGUCUUCCAAAGCAUGCUGAUGAGGACGGCUUUCCCACUGAAGACAUCCCACUCCGCUGUCCAGACUCCUUCCAUUCACCCUGAUGAUUAUGGUUGAUAUAUGCCGAUGAUGAUGAUGUGUGCCUUUUAUUUGCCGUCCUUACUCUUCUUCUGUGUUUUUUUAUGCUUUGGAUGGCCUCCGAUUCUGCCCCUCUUUGUAAUCCUUGAAAGUAUUUGAGUAUCAUAUUCUUUUUGUCAGAGUAAAUGUAGAGGGUUCUUCCAAGAUGAAACACUUAAUGUGAACCCUUUUUUGCCUGAUACCUGAGAUUAAGGUAUCUCGCCAUAGUUAUGGGCUUUAUACCCACGGUUGUGUAAAAAAUGAAGCAAUUCAAGCCCGUUCUUGAAAUAAUUACUGAAAUGAGAACCAUAACACCGAAUUUUGAUUUAAAACUGAAACCCGAAGAGCACUCUUUCUGAGCAUGAUCGUGUGCCUUACUUUCUCUGUC